AUGGACAAGCAGCCGCAGGCUGACAAGGUUGUCGCGACGGCUGCUGAGAAAGCCCUGAUAUGGAAGCAAGACAAGCGCAUCAUUCCCCUCUCCGCGGCCAUCUACCUGCUGUGCUACCUCGACCGGAGCAACAUCGGAAAUGCAAAGACGUUGAAUGCAUCCGAUCACCAAGACCUCCUGUCAGAGACACACAUGAGUGACUAUCAGUAUACGAUCUCACUCAUGAUAUUUCUGGUAGCGUACGGAUUGUUUGAAGCCCCGUCAAACGUUCUCCUCAAAAGACUGCGGCCCUCACGUUGGAUAGCGAUCUUGAUGCUGGGCUGGGGCUCAUGCUCGAUGGGUCUCGCAGGAGCACACAAUUAUGCCACCGUGACGGUGGUCCGCUUUCUCCUGGGUGUGUUCGAGGCUGGUCUCUUCCCCGGCUUGGUAUACUACCUCACCUUUUGGUACAAGUCUAGCGAGCGCAGCAUACGUGUUGCGUUCAUUCUCGCGAGCGCAACACUUGCAGGUGCCUUUGGCGGAGCCAUCGCAUUCGGCGUCGGUCACAUUCACGAGGCCCAUGGCCUCUCCGCCUGGCGCUGGCUGUUCAUCAUCGAGGGCGCGCCUUCUUGCCUCUCAGCGCUCUUCGUGCUAUACUUCCUGCCAGACUAUCCAGAAACCGUCAGCUGGCUGUCAGACGACGAGAGGGCACUCGCUCUCAGCCGUCUUUCUCUCGAGGGGAGUAAGGGCCUUCACGACUCAGACUGGUGGCGCGACGCAAGAGCCACUUUGGCCGAUGGCAGGCUCUGGGCACACUACGCCAUCUAUUUCGGCAUCUCAGCACCUUUCAGCAGCCUCUCGCUCUUCACACCCUCCAUUACAGCCGGCCUUGGCUACGAGAAUCUCGAGGCGCAGCUCAUGACCGUCCCGCCUUACGCGGUCGCCUACGUCGUGCAAAUCCUGGUAUCAUGGUCAGCGGACCACUUUGAUGCGCGGGCGCUGCACUCGGCUGCCAGUGCGACCGUCGGGGCCUGCGGCUUCCUGGCUUCUGCUGUCUUGCCUGCCGAUGCCUACUCGCAUCGCUAUGGCUGCCUGAUUGUCGCGGCGACGGGAGCCUUUGCGUGUAUCCCUCCACUGCUCGGCUGGCUUUCUUCCAACAUCUUCAGCACUGCAUCGAUUGGCCUUGCCAUUGCGCUGAACAUUGGGCUGGGCGGGGCUCCUGGGCAGAUCCUGGGAACGUGGAUUUACAAGGCCGAUGAAGCUGCGAUUGGCUACCCGACUGGCCACUGGACCAAUGCUGGCUUGCUCUUCUUUGUGGCCGCGGGAUGUGUUUGCCUGCGGAUCUAUUAUGGACAUCUGAACCGCAGACUGAAAACAGCCAUGGUGGAGGAGGAAGAUCAGACAAGGCUAUACAAGUAUUAA
This is a messenger RNA of Cryphonectria parasitica EP155, 1401 nucleotides long. Its product is annotated as MFS transporter. Lineage: Eukaryota; Fungi; Ascomycota; Sordariomycetes; Diaporthales; Cryphonectriaceae. Gene Ontology annotation, molecular function: transmembrane transporter activity. Gene Ontology annotation, biological process: transmembrane transport. Gene Ontology annotation, cellular component: membrane. The record is from RefSeq and is a predicted model, not a curated record. The transcript has 2 exons. Bases 1 to 1401 code for a protein of 466 amino acids.